This is a messenger RNA of Brassica napus (rape), 1621 nucleotides long. RefSeq names its product heat stress transcription factor B-4b-like. The transcript has a single exon. Lineage: Eukaryota; Viridiplantae; Streptophyta; Magnoliopsida; Brassicales; Brassicaceae. The record is from RefSeq and is a predicted model, not a curated record. The coding region runs from base 294 to 1031 and encodes 245 amino acids.
AAGUGUAUUUUACUCUCUCUCUCUCUCUCUUUUUUCUUUUGAGCAAACAUAAAAGUGUAUUUUACAUUUUCUUAAAACCAAAUCUGAAAUUUCCAUUUAUUCCGGAGAUUUUCUUCUCUGUACAUCUCCCCUCUGCUCUUCAAAAGUGAUACUUGGAGUCGGAAGAAAAAAAAAUAAAUAUAUAUAUAUAUAUAUAGGACUCAACGGAUCUUGUUCUUAGUUUUCUUAUAAUUAUCAGAAACCGAAAGACUCUCUCUCAGCCAGAGUCUUUUCAAUAUUUUCAAAAUUUUCCGAUGAGGUGUAAGAGACAUACAGUUGACUCCAGCAGCACUAUCGGCGUUUGCGCUUCUUGUCUCCGUGAACGUCUCUUCUCUCUCGCCGCCUCUGAAGACAACGAUCAUCAUCAUCAUGUCCAUUCAAGAACUUCUCCUCCUCCUCCUCCUCUGGUUUUCCCUCGCUCUGUUUCUCCUUACGCUGCUGCUAGAAACUCCGACGCCGGAGGAGGAGGAGACUCUUUAGCUUCUUACGGCGGAGAAGGAUCAAAGUCAUCGGCAAAAGUCUUUGAAACCAACCGAUCGGUUAAGAAGAAACAGACCGGUUUAUCUCGGUUCUCUACCUUAUUCGGAACAGACCGGUCAUGGUUCUCCAAGGUCCUCUCCCCACGGUCGAAAACUACUACGUGUUACAUCGAGGACUUGAUCGCCGCCGAAUCAAAUCAUCACCAGCAACGACCUAGGCAUAGCUACUGCAAAGGAAUGUCUCCGGCGAACGAGCUGGAAUCUUUUGAUGAUUCUCCGGGGAGAGCAAGAAGAACGCCGGCGACGGGAACUCCGGGAAGAAGAAAGACGGCGGCGGCGACGAUGGGUUUGUGCUUGAGUCCGCUAGUGAGAGCUAAGCCUAACUGUUCUUUUGGAUAUACCGGUUAUCAUCCAAAAUCUCCGGUUAAGCCACACAUUUCAACGGCGACGUCUUUUAGCGCGAACCGGUCUAAGAAGCUGGCCGAUUUAGGUAGAGCUGAUAACCGCCGUUGACUUUUCUUUCUUUCUUUAUUUGGUUAUAAUUUGACCGUUCUAUACGAAAUUACCUAAAAUGUCACUCACAAUAUUCAACGUAAGUUAUAUGGUGGCUUUACUAUAGCAACAUAUAGAGAAGUGGAAUAUAUAUAUAUUUAUUUAUAAUGAAAAAAGUUUCUCAUUGUAUAUUAAACUGGUAAAUGUUUUUUUUUUUUCGUUUUCUCUUUAUCUUCAAAUCAAGUUAUAACCAAUCUUUAUCAUAUUGAACCGGUUUAGUCAUCAACCGAAAAGUUUAUUAGAAAAUAUGAGUGUGUAAACAAUUAAAAUGAAUAACAGAAUAUGAUACAUACGUCCAAAUUUUACACAUGAAAUCAAUUGAUCAUAAUAUAUAACAUGUGCCGUUUUAUAUGAACUAGGCAACCUUUAAUAUUUCUGAUAUGAUAUCACUUUCGCCUUACAUUAUUAUAUAUCAAUCAAUAUAAAUCAGAUGCAAAAUAUUUAUUCAACCUUCUUGAUAUAAUUAUAAACCAUUUUAUGGUUUUGUAAAUUAAGCAUCAUAUAAUAGAAAGUAAUCAUCUCGAUGUUAUUCAUAUUUGUAGGGAUCACAU